This is a messenger RNA of Corticium candelabrum, 753 nucleotides long. RefSeq names its product lactoylglutathione lyase-like. The coding region runs from base 63 to 599 and encodes 178 amino acids. The record is from RefSeq and is a predicted model, not a curated record. The transcript is spliced from 5 exons. Lineage: Eukaryota; Metazoa; Porifera; Homoscleromorpha; Homosclerophorida; Plakinidae. Gene Ontology annotation, molecular function: lactoylglutathione lyase activity; metal ion binding.
GCGAGACUAGCUUGAUCUGACACAUUUGACAAAGAACCGUGCCGCAUCUUUGGCUACGAGUUAUGGCACACGGUGAUUCUAUUCCAGGCUUAUGCUUAGAGCCUGAUUCUUGUACAAAGGACUUUAUAAUGCAGCAGACUAUGCUACGAAUAAGGGACCCCAAAGUUUCCAUCGACUUUUAUUCAAGAAUAUUAGGGAUGAGAUUGCUGAAAAAACUCGAUUUUCCGUCGAUGAAAUUCUCUCUCUACUUCAUGGGCUACGAAAAUGUUGACGACAUUCCUACAGAUGAAACUGAACGGACAAGAUGGUGCUUCAACAGACCUGCAACUGUAGAGCUGACACAUAACUACGGCACAGAAAACGACCCUGAAUUUAAAGGAUAUCACAAUGGCAACUCAGAACCCAAAGGCUUCGGACACAUUGGCAUCUCUGUACCAGACGUAGAUAAAGCGUGCGAGAGAUUUGAGAAACUUGGAGUGAAGUUUGUUAAGAAACCAAACGAUGGCAAGAUGAAGGGUUUGGCAUUCAUUCAGGAUCCCGAUGGAUAUUGGAUUGAGAUUCUCAGUGCUGGUAAAAUGGCAACAUAUCCACAAGUGUAAUUGUGUCAUAGCAAUGACUCUGGUUUGCCAGCCAGUUACAUCAACAAACUGUACAGUGACACUACUACGGUGCUACUAUGACAUUAUUAAUCAUUUUGUUUGCAAAUUGGUAUUGCAAUCCCUUCAUUAUUACAAAAUGCAGUAGUCUGGGUUA